Molecule: messenger RNA, 3255 nt
Organism: Cynocephalus volans (Philippine flying lemur)
Lineage: Eukaryota; Metazoa; Chordata; Mammalia; Dermoptera; Cynocephalidae
Gene: CNTN5
Product: contactin 5
Exons: 23
Coding region: 1-3255 (1084 amino acids)
Biological process (GO): axon guidance; brain development; cell-cell adhesion
Cellular component (GO): plasma membrane; axon
Molecular function (GO): cell-cell adhesion mediator activity
Source: RefSeq, a predicted model, not a curated record
AUGACAAAAUAUUCCAAAGCUCUUCCUGGUCUCCCUACUUCGUAUGCUGCUUUGCUAAGAAUUAAGAAGCGUUCAUCUUCAUCUCUCUUUGGCUCAAAGACCAGACCACGAUACAGCAGUCCUUCGUUAGGGACACUGAGUGUUUCUUCACCCAGCUGGCGAGGGGCAGCUCAACAUUAUUAUUCCCCCAUCAAUCUUUAUCAUUCCUCAGAUGCCUUCAAACAAGAUGAAAGUGUGGACUAUGGGCCAGUGUUUGUGCAAGAACCGGAUGAUAUCAUUUUUCCUACUGAUUCUGAUGAAAAGAAGGUAGCACUGACUUGUGAAGCUCGUGGCAACCCAGUUCCCAGUUACAGAUGGCUUCAAAAUGGAACAGAAAUAGAUUUGGAGAGUGAUUAUCGUUACAGUUUGAUAGACGGCACCUUCAUUAUAAGCAAUCCAACAGAAGCAAAGGAUUCUGGACAUUAUCAGUGUUUGGCAACCAACACUUUUGGAACUAUUCUUAGCAGAGAAGCUAUACUUCAGUUUGCCUAUCUGGGAAAUUUUAGUGGCCGGACAAGAAGUGCAGUCUCUGUGAGGGAAGGCCAGGGGGUUGUUCUGAUGUGCUCUCCUCCGCCUCAUUCACCAGAGAUCAUCUAUAGUUGGGUAUUUAACGAGUUCCCUUCCUUUGUGGCUGAAGACAGCCGGCGGUUCAUUUCCCAGGAGACAGGCAACCUUUAUAUUUCCAAAGUACAAACAUCAGAUGUCGGGAGCUAUAUUUGUCUGGUGAAAAAUACAGUGACGAAUGCUCGAGUACUUAGUCCUCCGACACCUCUCACGCUACGUGAUGAUGGUGUGAUGGGAGAGUAUGAGCCGAAAAUUGAGGUCCAUUUUCCUUUCACGGUUACGGCUGCUAAGGGAACAACUGUUAAGAUGGAGUGCUUUGCACUUGGCAACCCCGUUCCAACAAUCACAUGGAUGAAGGUUAAUGGUUAUAUUCCCAGUAAGGCACGUCUGCGGAAAUCUCAGGCAGUACUGGAAAUACCGAAUGUGCAGCUGGAUGAUGCAGGCAUAUAUGAGUGCAGAGCUGAAAAUUCACGUGGAAAAAAUUCCUUUCGUGGACAAUUACAAGUAUACACUUACCCACACUGGGUAGAAAAGCUGAAUGAUACUCAGUUAGACAGCGGAAGUCCUCUCCGAUGGGAAUGUAAAGCUAUCGGAAAACCCCGACCCACAUAUCGCUGGCUGAAGAAUGGAGUACCCCUCUUGCCUCAGAGUAGGGUUGAGAUGGUUAAUGGAGUAUUGGUGAUCCACAAUGUGAAUCAAUCAGAUGCUGGAAUGUAUCAGUGUUUGGCUGAAAAUAAAUAUGGAGCCAUUUAUGCUAGUGCUGAGCUGAAGAUUCUAGCUUCAGCUCCCACUUUUGCACUGAAUCAGCUGAUGAAAACAAUAAUUGUUACAAAAGGCCAAGAAGUCGUCAUAGAAUGCAAACCGCAAGGCUCGCCAAAACCAACCAUCUUCUGGAAGAAAGGAGACAAAACAGUUAGAGAGAACAAAAGAAUAGCUAUUCUUCCAGACGGGAGUCUACGAGUCCUAAAUGCUUCUAAAUCAGAUGAGGGGAAGUACGUUUGCCAAGGGGAAAACAUUUUUGGUUCUGCUGAAAUUAUUGCUUCGGUGUCUAUAAAAGAACCCACAAGGAUAGAACUUACUCCUAAAAGAACGGAGUUAACAGUGGGAGAAAGCGUCGUCCUUAAUUGCAAAGCAAUUCACGAUGCUAGUUUGGAUGUGACUUUCUACUGGACUCUAAAAGGACAGCCUAUUGAUUUCGAGAAAGAAGGUGGACAUUUUGAAAGCAUCAGGGCCCAAGCAUCCUCUGCAGAUUUAAUGAUCAGGAACAUCCUUCUGAUGCAUGCUGGGAGAUAUGGCUGCAGGGUACAGACCACAGCAGACAGUGUGUCAGAUGAGGCAGAACUUCUUGUUAGGGGUCCCCCAGGCCCACCUGGGAUAGUGAUUGUUGAGGAAAUCACUGAAAGCACAGCCACACUCUCCUGGAGUCCAGCAGCCGACAACCACAGCCCAAUCUCCUCCUACAACCUGCAGGCUCGUAGCCCGUUCUCCCUGGGCUGGCAAACAGUAAAAACAGUCCCAGAAAUCAUAACAGGAGACAUGGAGUCGGCCAUGGCAGUGGACCUAAAUCCUUGGGUGGAAUAUGAAUUUCGAGUGGUGGCCACCAAUCCAAUUGGGACUGGAGAUCCAAGUACCCCAUCUCGAAUGAUCCGCACAAAUGAAGCAGUUCCAAAGACAGCACCCACCAAUGUAAGUGGAAGAAGCGGAAGAAGGCAUGAGUUAGUCAUCGCCUGGGAGCCAGUAUCUGAAGAGUUUCAGAAUGGGGAAGGCUUUGGCUAUAUUGUGGCUUUCAGACCAAAUGGAACACGUGGCUGGAAGGAAAAAAUGGUGACAUCCUCUGAAGCUUCCAAAUUCAUUUAUCGAGAUGAAAGUGUCCCUCCUCUUACUCCCUUUGAAGUGAAGGUUGGCGUUUAUAACAAUAAAGGAGAUGGGCCAUUUAGUCAAAUUGUGGUCAUAUGUUCAGCUGAAGGAGAACCCAGUGCUGCUCCCACAGAUGUCAAGGCUACAAGUGUGUCUGUGUCAGAGAUCCUCGUUGCGUGGAAAUAUAUUAAAGAGAGUCUAGGAAGACCACAGGGAUUUGAGAUCGGGUACUGGAAAGACAUGGAACAAGAAGAUGCAGCAGAAACAGUGAAAACUAGGGGGAAUGAGUCAUCCAUCAUCCUGACAGGAUUAGAAGGAAAUACCUUAUAUCACUUCACAGUGAGGGCUUACAAUGCAGCUGGAUACGGGCCACCUAGCAGUGAAGUGAGCGCAACCACCAAGAAAUCCCCUCCUAGUCAAGCACCUAGCAACCUCAGGUGGGAGCAGCAAGGCUCUCAGGUUUCUCUGGGCUGGGAACCUGUCAAACCAUUAGCCAAUGAAUCUGAAGUCAUGGGUUACAAGGUUUUUUAUAGGCAAGAGGGUCACAGCAGCAGUGAAGUUAUUGAAACACAGAAACCUCAAGCAGUAGUACCACUCCCUGAUGCUGGAGUCUAUAUCAUUGAAGUCCGAGCACACAGUGAAGGAGGGGAUGGAACAGCUAGUUCCCAAAUCAGGGUACCAUCAUAUUCAGGUGGAAAAAUCACAAGCGCUCAGUCGACCCUCCACACUUUCUGCACACCUUCAUCAUCAGUAACAUUCUUCUUGGCAUUAAUGAUUCCUUCAACCUACUGGUGA